AGGGUGGUGGGGAGGGGGUGACAGAAAAAAACAAAGAUGGCAGUGUAAAGCUAGAGACGAACUAUCGAAUAGACGUUAGCAGAAAGAGCAGGUUUAAGGGUUCAGGUAAGACUGGAGAGUGUGCGUGUGUGUGUGAGUGUGUGUGUGUGAGUGUGAGUGUGUGUGCUGUUCGGAAGGCGGAGAGGACGCAGCUCUAGCCCGGUCAGGUCGCACUGUCACAGCCGAAUAACGGAGUCACCAGCUGGAGAGAGAGCACCAACAACAACCAGAGCUGCUUUGUCGAUGCAGGAGGAAAGCAGUGUUUCCAAGCUAGAUACAUCUCCUGAGCAUUCUCUCAUACUGAUAUCCAGGAGGAACUUAAAGAAGCAAUCACAUCUGCUCUCCACAGCCUGACAGAUAGUCUGUGGUGUUUACUUUCCUCUGAAGUGGUUCCACUUUUUGUCAGGGACUCGUAUCAGUGGGAGAUUAUUAUUACGGUAGAGUUUGUGGAUAGUCGGACGCGCUGCUCAGCUGUUCACAUCUCCACAGUGAAUAAUAACCCUGUGUGUGUCUCGGUCCGACCCGGAUGUCUGCGAUGGAAGAGCGUGGCGAGGUGGCGGCCGCUCCAGGCUCGUCCUCAGCCGGCUUGGGUGUCGGGCCAGAGGCCGUGGCUGCAGGUGCGGGUUUGUCCGGUAUUCAGGAAGAAUCGGGCAUGCGGAGAGAGGGUUCCGGUUCUGGUCCGGAGACAGAUCCGGACGCGCCUCCCAAAAAGCGCGUGAGGCUGCAGGAGGGCGAAGCGGGUAAGCUCGAGGAGCGCCUCUAUUCCGUCCUGUGCUGCACCGUGUGCCUGGACCUACCCAAAGCCUCGGUUUACCAGUGUACAAACGGGCACCUGAUGUGUGCUGGCUGCUUCAUCCACCUGCUGGCGGAUGCACGACUGAAGGAAGAGCAGGCCACAUGCCCGAACUGCCGCUGUGAGAUCAGCAAGAGCCUGUGCUGCAGGAACUUGGCGGUAGAGAAAGCUGUGAGUGAACUGCCCUCAGACUGCAGCUAUUGCCUCAAACAGUUCCCCCGCUCCAGCCUGGACCACCAUCAGUCAGAAGAAUGCCAGGACAGGCUUACGCAAUGUAAAUACAAGCGGAUCGGCUGUCCGUGGCAGGGGCCAUUCCAUGAGCUCACUGCCCACGAGGUUGACUGCUGCCACCCAUCUAAGACUGGCAUUGAGCUGAUGGGCAUCCUGGAUGAGAUGGAUCAGAGCCAUCGCCGAGAGCUGCAACUCUAUAACAGCAUCUUCAGCCUGCUCAGCUUCGAGAAGAUCGGCUUCACAGAGGUACAAUUUCGGCCGUACCGCACAGACGACUUCAUUACCCGGCUGUACUACGAGACGCCGCGCUUCACCGUGCUCAACCAGACAUGGGUGCUGAAGGCACGCGUCAACGACUCAGAGCGCAACCCCAACCUUUCCUGUAAGCGCACACUUUCCUUCCAGCUGAUUCUGAAGAGCAAAGUAAACUCGACCCUAGAGUGUUCCUUCCUGCUGCUUAAGGGCCCAUACGACGACGUGAAGAUCAAACCUGUCAUCCAGCACCACGUCUUCUCCAACGACGCCAACGAGACGGAGUACGUGCCGCUGCCCAUCAGCGACAGCGUCGAGUGCAACAAGUUGCUGGCUGCCAAAAACAUCAAUCUGCGCCUCUUCAUCUUCCAGAUCCAGAAAUAGGUGAAGAACGGAGAAGCGGAGGAAGCGAAGGGAGGCAGGGAAGGAGAUCAAGGGUGAAGAAGUGACCCUGAACCACACAUACCUCGACAAGAACAAGGAUGAGAUAGCAAGCUAUAUAGAGAUGGCCUAUACGACCUGCAGUCGCCUGUGUUUGUUUGUGUGUGCAAGUUAAUGGAAAUGUUUUCAUGAUCUAUACGGUCCAAAAUGAGUGUCUGUUCAUCAACAAUCUGACCAUUUCUGAUCUGUUGCUAGUUUAAAAAAAAAAAAAAAAAAACAGGACAGUCCUGACUGGACACCACCUUCAUAAUGUACGCGUCAGAGUGUGUGCAUGCAUGUAUGUGUGAAUGAGCGUGAAUGCGCAAGAUAACCUAAUCAAAGCACUACAGACAAUUCUACUAUCUCAGCAUGAGUGUGUGUGUGUGUGUGCGUGCGUAUGCCUGAGUGUGUGUGUGUGUGUGUAGAUUCUCUUGUGACUGUGAGACAGGCCUGUUGGAGACGUAAUCCAGAAAGCACUGGAUUUAAUGUUUUUAAACAGCCUGAAGUUUUAGGCAGUGUUACUUAAGACAUCCUGUGGUACUGUACGUGUGUGUGUGUGUGUGUCCAUGCAGUGGUUCUCUCCUGCUCAGAACCCUCCUCUUAAGGCUUACACGUGCACACACACACAAAUCUCAGCAGAAAAUAGGCUGCACCUGCUUUAAAUGUAUUUUUGUAAGUGAAGGGAGACAUUUUACUUGAGGUACAGCAGAUAAGGCAGUCUGAACAAAAUGGCUGCUGACCUCUGAACGCAGAACAGCGGAGUUUGCAUGGUUUUAGUUUCUUCUUGGUGUGUUCUUAGGAGCACACAUGUUUAUCCCGGUAGCAUUAUAAUCUUGUAAACUAACUUAAGUUUGAUAUUUUUAACACAAUUUUUAUUUAAGAACCUGUGAAACUUUAGCUUUAUAUCUUAUUUAGAGUUUGAUUUGUCAUUUCAGAUUUUCCUCUCUUACACACAUCCCUGAACCCUGGCCCAUUAAUGCCACCAGCUAAUCCAUUGUUAUUACUUUAUUUGAACCCAAAUGCAUUACAGUUAGCAACAAAGAAUCUACUCACCAUAGAAACAGAGUGCCCCCUACCUACACACACACACCCACACACACAUCAGAGAGCCAGACAGGGUCUAAUCACAUCCCUGUGUUGUUGAACUCGACUGUAACUGAUCUGAUUUGACAUACUUGAAUUCUUGCGGGGGGGGGAGAAAAAGUAUGAAGCUGAUCUAGACAGCGUGUUCGAUAUCGACGAGUCUAGUUUGAACCUGUUUCUGUAUUGAAAAAAGCUUUUAAUUCUCACAUUACACUCUGCCUGUAUUUGUGCCUUUCUAUUAAAGCUCAUCGAAACUAAAA
Molecule: messenger RNA, 3078 nt
Organism: Hemibagrus wyckioides
Lineage: Eukaryota; Metazoa; Chordata; Actinopteri; Siluriformes; Bagridae
Gene: zftraf1
Product: zinc finger TRAF-type containing 1
Exons: 4
Coding region: 566-1699 (377 amino acids)
Cellular component (GO): nucleus
Molecular function (GO): zinc ion binding
Source: RefSeq, a predicted model, not a curated record